Molecule: messenger RNA, 13073 nt
Organism: Diorhabda carinulata
Lineage: Eukaryota; Metazoa; Arthropoda; Insecta; Coleoptera; Chrysomelidae
Product: zinc finger C4H2 domain-containing protein
Exons: 5
Coding region: 80-880 (266 amino acids)
Biological process (GO): positive regulation of neuron differentiation
Cellular component (GO): nucleus
Source: RefSeq, a predicted model, not a curated record
GACAUUGACAAUCUAACUUUAUAAACUGGUGCAUAAAAACCUCGGGUUUGUUUUGUUUUAGUUUAAAAGUAAUUUUUAAAUGGCACACUUGAGUACUGCUGAUGAACACGCUAUAUACGCAAAGCUAGAAGCACUUAAAGAAAUAAGAGGCAAAACUAUUCACCUAGAAAAAUUGAAAGCUAGAUUCAUUUGCGAAAUUGAAGCUCAAGACCAAGAAGAAAAAUGUUUAUCAGAAUACAAACAAGAAAUGGAAUUAUUACUUCAAGAAAAAAUGUCACACGUAGAAGAAUUAAGACAAAUUCACGCUGAUAUCAAUGCUAUGGAAGGAAUCAUAAAGCAAGCAGAAGAGAGUAAAACUCGUUCGAUGACAUCGGCAGUUCGUAUACACGAAGAAUACGUACCUUUAAAGCACGAAGUCGACAGAUUACGAAGGGAUUGUUUAGGAUUAGGUCGACUUCCCGAAUUACACGAAGAAGAAGGAUCCGGUAUCACUCCCGAAAAAGUAACGCAACUUUACAACCAAACGAAACCGCACACUUCUUCUGUGUUUGCGAAAACUAUCGAUUGGAAUAGGCCUUUGGGUCACGCUAAUAAUAUAAUAGGAUCGAUGGGACCGCCUCCGAUACCUCCGACGUUUCUACCGCCGCCGAAUCCCCUCAGGUUGGUGUCGAAUAAACCUGAUCAUCAUCGAGUUGGAGGAUUGGCUGCGUCGCCGCAUCCUGGUCCACCGACUCCUACCUUCAGACAGCAACCGCCGCCGAUGAAAUCGUGUCUAAGUUGCCAUCAACAGAUACACAGGAAUGCGCCGAUAUGUCCGUUAUGUAAAGCGAAAUCUAGAUCUCGCAAUCCAAAAAAACCGAAAAAGAAAGAUUUGCGUUAGACUUUUUCAAUUUUUGACUAAUCUAGUAAUUUAUUUUGAAAAUUCAAUAAUUUGAAAAAAAAGUAUAGGAACCUUUUUUUCCAACAUUAAAAGUUCAAUAAAUCCAUCAAAAUUUACGUGGUUCAUGCCGAACUUACACUAUUUCUCCUCCUUUUUUUUAUUUAUUCUGAUUAGACACAUUCAAAAUUUUGUAACUCCAAAUUUAAGAAAAGAAAAUGUUGGAAAAAAUAUCUCUACUUUCAACUACGGAAUUGUAAAUUUAUUAUUUAAAAUUGUGUGAGUCGUGUUAGGUAUUUUUAUAAACCCUUGAAAAAAAACCGAAUAUUUCAUAUUACAAACUGUAUAAAUUAACGUUAUGCACUUCAAAUUCCCCCGACUAUCUAAAAAAGUUCGAAAUUUUCUAGCAAUUUUGAUUAUUUCAAUCAAAUUGUCAAAUUCUACGCCUUCUCGUAGAUUCUAAUUAAUUUCGAAGACAUAGACGGUUCAUUAUCCGUAUCCGGUUUAUCCGCUACGUGUGUUACAGUCCUUAGUAUUAGAGGAUCGGUUCAUUAACUCGCCAAUUGUGUAACGGUCUUUAAUAUUGAAAAAAUUGGUAAUUAUCCUCUGCCGAACGACUCAAUACGUGUGUAACGAGCCUUAAUAUCAUAUAUAUUUCGUUAACCGUGUGUAACGGUCAUUAAUAUUGAAAUAUAUUUGCUGGGCCACUUAAUACGUGUGUAUCGAGCCUUAAUAUCAUAUAUAUUUCAAUAUUUCGUGUAUAAUGGCCUAUAACUUCAAACAAAAUACUUUUAAUAACUCGCAAAGUGUGUAACGGUCCUUAAUAUUGAAAUAAUUGGUAACUAUCCUCUGCCGGACGACUUAAUACGUGUGUAAUGAGUUUUAAUAUCAUAUAUAUUUCGAUAUUUCGUGUAUAAUGACCCUUAACUUCAAACAAAAUAAGUUUAAUAACUCGCAAAGUGCGUAAAGGCCAUUAAUAUUGAGAAAAUUUGUAAUAUACUCGAUCCCGUGGUGCCCUUUAAGUCAAUUUUGUCAGUCAGGGCGUUUAGCAGCUCAGCUCUACUCCCGAAGACAAGUUCGAAGGGUGUAUAGUCAUGAUAUAUACUGGGGGUCGUAUUGUAACAGAAACUAUAAAAUUUUAUCCAUUUGUCCCAGUCAGUGUGUGUAUCGUUAACGUACAUCCUAACAUACUCGUUGAGUACCCGAUGAUUUCUUUCACAGCCACCUGUACUCUGGGGAUGGUACGCGGUGGAGAAUUUUUGUUCGAUAUUAAGUAGUCUGCAAACUUGUUCUAACACUUCGUUUUUGUACUCCCUUCCCAUAUCAGUCCUUAUCUCGCGCAAAGGACCGUAAAUUAAAAUCAAGGUUUCAACUAUGGCCCGUGCGAUAGUUAAGGCAUCUUUAUUGGGUACCGGUGUUAUAACAAUAUAUUUUGUCAAUUCGCAUUGAGCUGUAACCGCGUAACAAUUUCCGUCCGAUGUCUUAGGAAAUGGUCCUAUGGUGUCUAUACACGUAAUAUCGAAUGGCCGUUGAGGCGUCGGUGUGAGUACCAUCGGUUCCCUAUGGCCAAUUUUACUUUUAUUCAUGUGACACUUUUGGCAUGAUUUGACAUAGUUGGCUACGUCUUCUUCUUCUUCUUAUUUUAAGACUGUGUCUUGUGUUUUCAAAGAGGCAGCCUAAGUUGUGACUGCGAGGACCAGCUCUCAUACCAGCGCUUUGGUGGUCUUCCAGGCGGUCUACUUAUAUUGGGUCUCUCUUCCUUUGCGAUUUUCGCCAGUCGAUCGUUGUUCAUUCUAUUGACAUGAUCUCUCCAUGCUCUUCUUCUAGUUCUGGCCCAUCUCACUAUAUCCGGAACGUCACACAUUCUUCUAAUUUCAUUGCUCCUUAUUCUGUCUCUUAGUGUUUUCCCUGUGAUUGAGCGUAAUGUCUUCAUCUCGGUCGUUCUAAUAAUCCGCUUAGUAGUUGUAGUCUCCGCCCUCGUUUCUAUGGCGUAUGUCAUUACUGGUCUGACACAAGUUUUAUAUAUCCGUGUUUUGCUUUCGAUACGUAAAAAUUUAUUCCUCCAUAUCACGGUUCGAAGGAAUCCUGAUAUCCUAGAUGCUGCUGUUGUUUGCGUUUUGACUUAUUGUUUCAAGUUCCUAUUGCUCGUGAUGUUAACCCCUAAAUAUUUAAAAGACAUAACCUGUUCUACACUUUUAUUAUAAAUUGCCAGUUUGCAUCUUCUUGGUUCUCUCGCUAUUGUCAAGGAUUGUGUCUUUUGUUUCGAUAUGAUCAUAUUGAAUUUUCCUGCAACUGUUUCAAAUCUGUGUAGCAGUUUUUGCAGAUUAUCCUCAUCUUCGGAUAUCACAACCGCGUCAUCAGCGUAGCAAACUCAUGUUUUCCCAUUCUGUAUCCUAUGCCUGCCGUUUUGAUUUCUUUUAUGAUUUCGUCCAUUAUAAUGUUGAAGAGUAUAGGGCUGAGACUAUCUCCUUGUCUGAUCCCUGUUGAUACUGGCAUUUUACUGGAGAGUUCGUUGUUUACUCUUACAUAUGUGCUAUUUCCGUUGUUCAUGUCCCGAAUGAUGUCUAUUGUCCUUUGGUUUACGCCUCGUUUUUUUAGUAGCUCAAUGACGUCAUGUAAUCUCACUCUGUCAAAUGCUUUUGUUAAGUCUAUGAAGCACAUAAACGCGGUGUUAUUGUACUCUAUGGCCUUUUCGGCAAUCUGUCUUAAGAUGAAUAUAGCGUCUAUGGUUGAUCUAUUUUGUCUAAAUCCCUGUUGUUCUUCGCUCAUGCCGCUACUUGAGAUUUCUUCUGCAAUAAUUUUUGUUAGUAAUUUUGAAGUCGUGCUUAGGAGGCUGAUCCCUCUAUAAUUAUUUGGAUCUUUCUUUUCCCCUUUUUUAAAGACGGGGAUCGUUAUGCUUACUUUCCAUUCCUCUGGUACUUUUCUCUGGUCGUAUAUCUUGUUGAACAUGACAUGCAUUUGGUCUAUUAAUUCAUUGCUACCAUAUUUAAGAAGCUCGUUAUUAAUGUUAUCCAGCCCUGGUGAUUUCCUAUUUUUCAUCUUGCGCAUUGUUGCUUCAAUUUUGUCUUUUGAUAUUAAUUGUUGUUGGAUGUCUUCUCCUUCCCCAGAUAUAUUUUCUUGUUUCUGUUCUGUGGAUUGGCUUGUUAUUAUGUCACCGUAGAGUUCAUGGAAAUACCUUUCCCAUUCUUUUAACGUUAUUGUUUUCGUGUGGAUACGACUACGUCCUUAGACAUAUUUUUCCAACGAAACUUAGUCCUAAUUUUCUUUAAGAGUCGCUUCUGCCCGCAAUGACCACCAAGGAGUGGAUGAUCAUGGUACUCUGCGACAUUUUUUUCUUUUUCGGCUUUAUUUGUGAUAAUUGUAGGUUCAUCAUAUAGUACUAUAUUCAAAUUUUUCAACAUAGUUUCGCCCUUUUAUUUAAAAUCAUUAAUUGUACACAUAGUAAAUAUAGAAUCCUUAAUUUUUAAUUUUAAUUUCUUAAUGUUAUUUUUGCUAGCUAGAAUUUCAAGCUGAAACAACAAUUUUGCCAGAGAAAAGUUGUCGUUAACAAAAUGUAUUGUUUCUGUAGCGCUGAUUUUGUCCUUUUGAUCCAGAAUUACUCUAAGAUAAUCUGGCUUAACAGUAAAUUUUAAAUAAGGGAUAUUAAUCGUUAUAAAAUUGUCGGUGGUUUGAAACACUUGAUCUAUUAUUUUGUGGGCUAGUUUUUUCGGCAAUGGUCGAAUUUGUAUCUGGAGUACGCUUUGUCAUUGAACGAGUUAUAGCGAAAAUUUUUGUAGAUGUGGCAGAGAUGUUUUUAAGAUCUUCGACGUGAAUACGAGAUAAGGCAUCUGCGCCUUCAUUAUCCUCACCUUUAAUGUAUUCUACCUCAAAGUCGUACUCUUCUAAGUUUAGACGCAUACGUGUUAAUUUGGGAGAGGGAUCUUUCAUAGUAAAUAAAUAAACGAGUGGUUUAUGGUCCGAUCUUAAUAAAAAUUUAUAGCCAAAAAGAUAUGGCCUAAAAUACUUAAUUACCCAGUGCAUAGCAGCCAAUUCUUUCUCAAUUGUGGCCUUGUUAAUUUCGCCUUUUGUAAAAGACCUCGAUGCAUAGGCGAUUGGUAGUUCGACUUCAUUAAAAUUUUGUUAAAGAAUUGCUCCACAGGCCUGUUUGGAGGCAUCCGUGGUUAAGAUAAAUUGUUUUCCAAAGUCGGGGUAUUGCAGAAUUUGAGGUUCUAAAAGGUAACUUUUUAGCUUUAAAAAGGAGUUUAGGCACUUUUCGGUCCAAACAAAUUUCGAAUUCUCUUUUGUUAAUUUGUUAAGUGGAACUGCUAACUCGGCAAAAUUUUUAAUAAAGCGUCUAUAAUAAUUUAAGAAGGCAAUGAACCUUUUGACCUCAUCGGCGUUUGUAGGUACUGGGUAUUUGUUUAUAAUUUCGAAUUUUGACUUGUCAGGUAAAAUUCCAUCGCUUGUAAUAGUAUGACCUAGAUAAGAAACAUUAUUUUGAAAGAAUUUACAUUUGUUUGGGUUUAGCUUAAGACAAUAUUUUCUGCAUAAAUCAAAAUCAUUUUUCAAGUUACUAAGGUGAUGACUUACAGAACAGCCUAUUACAAUGAGGUCAUCCAUGUAAAGGAAGGCUUUCUCUGGGGUUAUUCCCGAAAAUGCUAUGCUCAUCAUACGAGCAAAUGAGUUGGGAGACACCCUUAGACCGAAAGGUAACCUGGUAAAUCUGAAUGAUCCCGCAUUUGUACUAAAUGAAGUUAUGUUGCGCGAAUUUUCUUGUAUUGGAACUUGAUGAAAACCGGCUUUUAAGUCUAAAGUGCUGAAAUAUUUUGCCCUUCCUAACCGAUCUAGAAUAUCAUCUAUCAUUGGUAAAGGAAACUUAUCAGCCACUAAUUUUUUAUUGAGCAACCUGUAGUCCACAACUAGUCGCCAUUUUUUAUCUCCGUUAUCAGAUCUUUUGGGCACUAGUAAAAUGGGACUAUUGUAAUUGGAAAUAGAGGUUUCGAUAAUCGAGUCUUUUAAUAUUUUUGAUAUUUGUUUAUUUACCUCUGAAAUUUGAGAGUGAGGCAUUCUAUAAUUUUUAACAUAAACUGGACUUUGGUCAGUUAAUUUAAAUUGCUGUUUAUAAAAAUUAUUAAUUGUUAGACUAUCAUUCUCCAAACAAAAAAUAUCGUUAUAUUCCUGACAUAGAUUUACCGUUUCGGCUUUUGCAAAGUCAGGGAUUUCACAAUGUAAUUCCUUCAAUAAUAACUUAUUACGCUGGUCAUCGGCAUAUUUCUGUGAUACAUGUAAUAUGUUAAAAUUUUGCAGAUUUUCAGUUUCAAUUUUAAAGUUUUUAAUUGUCACACUUUCCAAUGUCGUAUUUAAGACUUUAACAAAUGGGCUGCUCGGGGACGCAAUACUGUGGCUAUAAAAACUCCAGGGGCCAAUUCUUGGUUUGAGAUAACUACGUCCGAUUUUAGAUUACAUAAUUGCUCUGCUUUUCUUAUAACUUCGCAACGAGGUGGAAUAAUAAGAGUAUCGUCAUAUGGGCUAUUAAAAAUUGGCAAAAUUAUUUGGUUAUUAUGAAUCUGCACCGAAAUAGUCCAAUUUUCGUAAUCUAGUAUACAUUUAUAUUUAAUAAUGAAGUCCUUUCCUAGUAUACCAUCUACAGGGAUUGGAAAAUCAUUUUCAACUACAUGAAAAAUAUGAUAUACCGAGAAGCCGUUAAGAAAAACUUUUGUACUGGUGGAUGCAAUGGAACUUGUAUAGCCUUUGGUAACCCCUUUUAUUCGGAUGUUAUGUGUCCUAUUGACUAUUUGCUCAGUCUCUUUUGAAGAUAGUUAUGUCCGCCCCUGUGUCAAUAAGCAAAGUAACAUCACGGUUACCUGUCAUUUGGGUUUUAAUAACUAAGAAAUUAGAAAGUGAGAGGUCCACGUUAAAUAUAUUUACUGAUUCCCCAAGGGACACUGUUGGGGAAACUCUAUGUUUUCCUGCUGAAACCUAGAGCCGUCAGGUUCUCAAACAUAUUCUCUAAUAUAUCUACCGCCUGUUCCUCUCGCUCUAGAAUAACUACGGUUAAAUCUAUUACUUUUACUCCUAAAGUUUCUGCCAGGCCCGCCCGGAGGAUUUCUGGGGCCCGGGGCAAAAGCUGUCUCGGACCGAGAAAGCUUUUGCCCCGGGCUCUCCGAGACUCUCGGUGGGCCCUGUUUACAUUUGGGUCUGAUGGUGCUGGGGAGGGGAUGGGGAUCAUUAUGCGAAAAAGAAAUUUUUUUGCCAAUUGAUUUUUUAUUUUUUUAGUCGCAUAAUUAUCGAAAUUUCAUUACUCCAAUGAAUCAUAAUCAAAAUCGAACAUAUUUCAAAUAAUGUUUUAACUUAAAGGUUGCUAUUAAUAAGCACCUAUUUUUUGUACUUUAUUAGUUACUAGGUUUUUAUUGAAAUUUACAUUUUUGUCUCUAUAUAUCUCGAGCGCUGACUAGGAUUAUUUCAUUUCAUUGAGAAAGCAACUCUAUUGAUAUAUAUAUCUCUUCUAAAUGAGAAAUCGAAAACAUCCCCUGAUGAGGUCACAGUCAGCGUUCGAAAUAUAUACGGAAAACAAUGUUUAAUUUAAUUAUUAAAAAAGAUUGCAAAGUACAACUUAGAGAAGAACAACCAAAAAAUUUUAAGGUAUGUAAAUAUUUAAAAGCUGCUUAUUUUCAAAGAAACAUAUACAGACCAAAACAUAAAUUUUUAGUUAUUGGUGUUAUUUUUUAUUCUAGAUUAAAUCUAUACAAAUAUAUUAAUGAAUUGAAAAAAUUAGUGGAAAAGUUAGUGCCAGAACCGGGAAUUGCCGAAUUUAAAUAUAAUAUAUAUUUAAAUAUAUUUUAAUUAAAAUAUAAAUUUUUAGAUUUGAUUAAAAAUUCAAAGGGUGAAUAACAUAAUACAUAUAAGUUUAAAGUAGAAUUUUAUUUACAGCAAAAAUAAUGAUAAAAGAAGCAAAACAAAUUCAAAUUAAUAUACACUGCAUUUAUCUAUAAUUUGACUUUUAUUGCCUUUAAUCUGGCAAAAUCCUCUAUCACUUCAUCAAAACUGAUUUUUCUUACUAUAUCAUGUUCAAUACUUAAUAUCAUUGAGUGGUUAAGUCUAUCUUCUCUCAUUGCAGAUCUCAGCCUGUUUUUUAUGAGCGCCAUUUUGCUGAAGGCUCUCUCACCAGUUGAAACUGAAACUGGUAUUACAGCUAGUAACCGUAAGCAGAUGCAAAUUUGCGGUAAUAUAUGUUCAAGGCCUUUUUUGGUAAAUGUUGUUCAAAAUAUCAACUGCACAGUUCAAGUUUCCUUCUCCUGAGUUGAUCACGCCAUCUUUAAGUAGCUUAAAGUAAAUGGUCAAUUCAUUUGCUAACUCAUCCUUUGUAAGAUCUCGUGGGUAUCCGUUGACCAGAUCUUCUGCUACACCCUCAACAUGGAGUUGAUUAAGUUGUAACGUGUUUUCGGUAGGAUAUAUGAUCGGUGUGAAUACAUCAGACAAUUCUUUCAUCUUCUCAGUUAUUGAUUUCAUUUCCAAAGAGAGCAAAUCUAUGGACGGCAAAAAAACUUCCACUUUGAACCGAUCUGUCACGUUGAAGCUAUGGUCAGGUACCUCCGAAUCAUCAAAAAAACGUUUUCUUUUUUCUCCCUCUUGUCGGCUUAAAUUCAGGCGAUAUUAGGAAGGUCGACGCAAUUGACUUGGACUCUUCCAAAAACUUAUCCCAACUACUCCUUAUAGUUGCAAUGUCCGAAAUUAAGCCUUCCAUUAUUUUUGCAGAGUCCUUUACGGUAAUCUUUGAAUUUUGUAAGACUUUAUUCCUUUCAUCGAUCACUUUCAAAGUUUUAUACCAAAUUGUGGUAAAUAAAACAAAUUCAAACGAGUUCAUCCAUGUAAUCAAGGCAUCAACGUCAGCCUGCGUUUCUGGUGGUAAGUUCGUUUCAUCUGAUAUGCUGACCAAAGCAUGAAUAAUGUCUUGAUACCUUUUAGUGAGGGGACGAAUCGCAUCAACUCUAGCACUCCACCUUGUGGUUGAAACUGAAUGGAGGGACACUCCGGUAGUUGUUUGCAAAAUUUUCCAUCUACUAGGACUCAUUGAAAAAGUUUUGUACAACUUUUGAACGUUGCCGAAAUAUGACUUAACUUCUGUGCUCACUUCCAUAGCAUGAACGCGACAGAGAUUUAAGGAGUGUGCGCCACAUGGAGAAAAAUAGGCUUGAGGGUUAUCAUUAAGGAUUCUCGUUUUGACCCCCUUAAACUUUCCUGACAUGUUCGAGGCAUUGUCGUAGGCUUGGCCUCUGCAUAACUGAAGAUCUAAAUGAGAAUCUUUCAAAACAAUCUUGAUCUUGUUCGCUAUGGCCUCUCCUGUUUUUUGAUCAAAGUCAGACAGCUGGAGAAAUCUUUCAUAAACACCCCAUAAACCGUCGUUUCGACUGAUGUAUCUUAUCACGAAAACUAGUUGUUCUUUGUGGGAAAUAUCGGGUGUUCCAUCAACAAUUAUACUAAAGUAUAGUGAUUCUUGAACUUCCCGAAUGAUACUUGAUUUCACUUUAUCCCCGCAGACUUUCAAAAAUUCAUUUUGGGUUCUCCGCGACAGAUAAUGAACUUGCAAUUUUUUCCCAGACUCUUUAGCUCUUGCUAAAGUUGAGAAGACGGUUUAAAGACGCAAUAUUCACUUUUCUUUGUAGGGGAACAUUUAGAAACUAAGCUGUACCUUUUGUAGGCUUAAAAAAACAAAGAACUAAACGGUUGAAAGAAAAAAAAUCAUUUCGCAAAAUAAAUAAACUGUGACAGUUUGACUGGAUCCAAGUAAAAUAUGAUUAAUUAUAAUUUAUAAUAUUAGUCUCAAACCAUCUUUUCGCAAGUAAAAUACGUUCCGGUAACUAUGCACAAAAUAUUAAAUCUAAUUGAAAUUGAAAGAGAAAUUCACUUACCUGAAAUAAUAAUACGUAUAGGUAAGUACUCGCACAAUAAAUUCCCGUCAGCUGAGGAUUAAACACUGCACACUACACAAACUGCCUGGUACUACUGACUAGUAUUUGUUUAAUGUUUACUGAGUGUUUAAAGUGGGGAUGUUAUUAACCGGCUAUUUUGUAUAAAAUUCUGAGAGCUCGAUACCUGGAUGCAGAAAACCGGAAACUAAGUUCCGUGAAAAUCCGAAGCCAAAGGCUCUUUAUGUUAAAGCCGACUCUCAAUAACUCGAACUUCGAUAAUUUGAAAUUUUUGAUAAAUCAAUGUCUUCAUCUGGUAGCUUUGGUAAAUCGAAAAAAUGCCGUGUUUGAUACUUUCAAUAACUUCAUAUGCUUAUCGUAAUUAGAGGGGGAGAGAACCUUCAAUAAAUCGAACUAGGCCGCUUCCCUAUAAUUCGCAUUUUUCCUAGAAUGUUUUCAUUCAUUUUCCGAGUUAUGAUUACCUCCUAAGCCUUUUUACUUUAUCUUCGAAAUUUUCUCUAGUUUGUCACGAUGAGUGAAAGCAACAAAUACGUUAUAACAGAACAUAAUAUAAUGUUAUUCAACAAAAUAUUAGUUUUCUAUCACUCCACAUAUAAAGUAUUGUAAUAUUUUAAAUAUUAACUUCAAAUUUGCAUCAUCAGCUUUUAAACAAUAGAGAAUUUAAAUUUAUAUUAUAAACAUCCAAUAAAUUGAUUAAAAAAAAAUAAUAAUAAUUUUUCCUUUGAUUCGGGGGCCCCUCAGCAUGGGGGGCCCGGGGCAAAGUGUCCCAUCUGCCCCCCCCCCCUGUGGGCGGCCCUGGUUUCUGCUAUAUUGGUAUUGGUUGUUGUUAGUAUAAGAUUGAUCGUGAAAUUGUCUAUUUUGAUGGCCACGAAAACGACUAUUAUGCGAAACCCUUGAACUCCUACGAUUAUUGUUAUAGUGUCCUGAAAACUGACCCCUAAAAUUUUGCCGUUCCAUGUAGAGAACACUAGCGUUAUCUUGAACAUCUAUUCCUACGAAUUUAGUUAGUACUUCACGAGUGUUAGAAAAAGUGCCUGCUUCCAUUAUUAAUUUGACUUUUUCGGACCUAGUAUUAGAUUUAAUAGCUUUGACGACCGCAUCAGUGCAAUAUAUUUCUGCUGUAUGAGCGGGUACUCCUUCACUAAUGUAAGCUCUUCUUAAACUACCUAUCAAGAUUUCAAUUUCUUCGGCGUAUUUAACAUUAUCUUUAUUUGUUUGUUUUAGGUUAAGAAGUUUAGAGUUAACUGAUUUCGAGCUUUCGGUUUUUAUAUUGUCUUUAAGUUUUUGUAUAAUUUGGGUUAAGGUCACGUCGUUGUCGGUAAUUAAGUCUCUAAAUCUACCGCUAAGUUUUGUUUUGACGUAAGCCACUGCAUUUGCCUCGUGACCUGUCGAAUUUGCAUUGAGCAGUGAUAGCGCAUCUAAAAAUAUCUGUAGCUUGUCUGCACUUCCGUCAAAUUCAUUCGAUACUAGUUUACUAGCUAAGUUAAAAAAAUCGAUAAUUGAAGUAGACAUUUUUAAGUCUUUUAAGUCUCUGUCAGGCGUCAAGUCUUGAUCUGAGUCAAAUUCAAUAGUUUCGUCUUUUAUUUCGGGGUUUAUACAUUCAAGGCAAGAGCUAGGGAUUUUAUAAUUUAUACGUAAAACUUGAAAUGAUCUAACUACCCUAUAUCUAACCUUUGAAAAUAGUUUCAAUACUAACUGUUUUUGUUUAUCAUCCAAUGACGGGAAUAUUUUCUUUACUACCUCAAUGAAUAUAUUAUAGUUAUAAAUUAAAUUUUGUAAAACUUCGUUUUUUACUCUACUUGAUUUGGGGACUAAUGUCUAUAAAAUUCUCUUAGAUUCAUUAAUUAUGAUUGUUUUUAUAUCGGAUAACCUUGUAAAGACACUCCCAAUCAGAAGGCAUAAAUUAAAAUAAUUAUAUAAAUACUACUAAAGCCCAAUAAAAUAACCUAGCACUGCUAACAAACGUAACUAAUUUUUAAAAGAUACCUAAAUUUAUUUUAAAACAGAGCGUUAUCAAAUAUGUAGCUCAGGCACUAAUAUUAUAUCAUAAAUUUUAAUUAAUUAUAUAUAGUUUAUAUUUGUUCAAAAAGAAUUCUGAAAUGUGAUAAAUUGUCCAUCCGUCAACGUUCCAUAAAAAAUACUAGAAUCAUAUACCAGCUCCAGCGUUGCGUUGUGCAGAAUCUCUUUUUUUUUGCCUGGGAUUAUUAUCUAAGUAUACUGCUACUCCUUGUACGAUGUAUUGCCACCCCGGUUGCUACUGGUCCACACUCUCCAUCUGACACUUCCGUUAAACAUCAGCGGUAGUGGCCUGUGAUCUUAAAACCAUACUUCGCGAAAUGUCUCGUUUUAAACCUCUGCGGUAACCGUUUCUAAGCUGUAGUCCUACUAUAACUAGCAAACUGAACGUAAUAACGUACAUAAGCACCCUUAUGUCGGUAGGCAUUUGCAAAAGGUCAUCUUCCACAAUGAAGUUAGAAUUGACUACACCACUGCUCGCAACUUCACUUUCUUUAGAGUUUUUAGUACCCAUUUCGAAUUGGAAAAAAGUCACUUAAGUUCACUUUUAACAUUCAUCUGAGAACUUUCCCGAACACGCGUAACUACGAGCAUCUCAUACGCGUCCUUAAUAUUGACCAAAUAGGUAACUACCCUCAGCCGGACUCAAUACGUGUGUAACGAGCCUUAAUAUCAUAUAUAUUUCGAUAUUUUCGUGUAUAGUGGCCCUUAACUUCAAACAAAAUACGUUUAAUAACUAGCAAAGUGUGUAUGGUCCUUAAUAUUGAAUAAAAUAUAUAUUUCGUUAAUUGUGUGUAACGGUCAUUAAUAUUGAAAUAUAUUUCAAUUAAUGUUUGCUGGGCUGUUAACUGUUAAUUAUCAAUCACUGAUUAACUCGUGUGAACUGUCCCUAAUAUAAUUACAACUUAUAAUUCAGCAUCGUAAUGAAGUUUAAUGUUAAUGUAACGGCAAAUCUCAAAUUACGUGAGUAUGUGGUCCUAAUAAAGAUGCGGUUAAAUAUCCGUCGAUCGCCGGCAACAUGUGUCGACCUUUAGUAUUGAAUUUCCAAAUUUUAUUAUACAUAUCAUUUCUUAUUUUAAAAAAAAAUUAAUGCAUUAAACUGUUGUUAUAUAUGAAAUAUUCAGGUUAAUAAUUAUUUACUAAUAUACAGGUAUAUGUAAAAUUAUCCUAUUAUUUAUUUUUUAAUUUUUUUCAUGUUAAAUUGUGUAUCAGUCUUUUGAUUAUUGAAUUGAUGUUGUAUUUGUUUUUGAGGAAUAAAAAGUGAUUUUAUCAAG